UUCGUCAAAACCGCCAAACUGGAAGGGCCCGGUUGUUCCUCACAAGUCGGCUACGCAAUCGGGCCCCAAACAGAAAUACCAAACGAGGAAGCCGACAUCAGAAUCUUCGAGGAGGCCGGACUACACGAGAUCGAGCAGUUACCGGGCCCAUCCAUACAGAAGCCGGACACGUUAAGAUCCGACGAAAGUCAGGUACAGGAAAUCGCGGGAAGAUUAUCUAACUUCCAAAAUACCUGGAAAUUUAUCACGUCUGACCCCCUUAUAUUGGAAUGGGUCAACGGCUAUAAGAUUCCUUUUGAAUCCCUUCCCCAUCAGGACCAGAAACCUCCCACGAGGCAAUGGUCCCAGUCAGAGUUCAUAGAAAUACAAAAAGAGAUAAACCGACUACGAUCAAUCUCUGCGAUAACGACUUGUAUAGCAACAAACGGUCAAUUUAUAUCAAGUUAUUUUCUCAUACCAAAAUCUGACGGGAAUUAUAGAUUUAUCCUAAAUCUUAAAAAAUUAAAUAAGUUUGUUAAUACAGAACACUUUAAGCUAGAAGACUUAAGAGCCGCCUGUAGGAUACUAACAUGGGACAUGUUCAUGGGUACAAUUAAUUUAAGAGAAGCUUACUUCUUGAUCCCUAUACACACGGAGUUUAGGAAAUUUCUUCGCUUUGAAUUCAAUAACCAGCUAUACGAAUUCACAUGCUUGCCGUUUGGUCUUAGUUCGUGCCCUCUAGUCUUCACAAAACUAAUGAAACCAGUUAUGAAUUGGUUAAGAUCACGGGGUCUCUUAUCCGUCAUCUACCUAGAUGACAUACUAUGCCUUGGAGAGUCUUAUCGUAAAUGCCAAGUCAAUAUUCGGAUUACCUGUAGAUUGUUAGAAGCACUUGGAUUUAUGAUAAAUAAAGCAAAAUCGAACCUAAAUCCAGGACAAAAAUGCAAAUAUUUAGGCUUUUAUCUGAAUUCAAAGGAUAUGUCCGUAGAAUUGCCAGCCGAGAAAAAAGCUAGACUACUCACACAGAUCCAUAAUCUAGAGAGGGAAAAAUCAUGCUCGGUUCGGAAAUUUGCCCGACUUAUUGGUUCGCUGGUGGCAAGUUGUCCGGGCGUGGAAUACGGUAUGAUCCACUCGAAAGCAUUAGAAAGAGCAAAAUUAGAAGCAUUGGAUGGGGACCAUACGGACUUCGAGAAGAGAAUGCGGAUUCCAGCCUUUAUAAAGGAAGAUCUAACUUGGGGGAAGAAAAAUUUGGUAAAUUCUAACAAGCGGAUAAGAUUAAUGGAGUUUAGGAAAGAGAUUUUUUCGGAUGCUAGCAUGACAGGAUGGGGUGCCUUCUGCGAAGGGAAUAAAGCUCAUGGUCUGUGGAGCUACGAAGAAUCGAAGCUACAUAUAAAUCAAUUAGAACUGAAAGCUGCGCUUCUGGCACUCAAGUGCUUCGCCAGGAAUCUGUCAGAAUGCGACGUCCUACUCAGGAUUGACAAUACUACGGCCAUGGCAUACGUAAAUAGAAUGGGAGGUGUAAAAGCUGACCAUCUACAUGCAGAUGCCAAAAAAUUCUGGAAUUGGUGCGAAAGACGGAAAUUAUGGGUGUUGGCGGAAUAUAUUCCAUCCAGAGAAAAUGUAGAGGCUGAUACCCUAUCCAGAAUAGAAAACUUGGACAUCGAGUGGGAGCUGUCGGAUUACGCAUUCCAGGGAAUCAUUAAAUCUUUUGGAGAACCCGAAAUAGACUUAUUUGCAUCAAGAAUAAACUCAAAGUGUAAGACAUAUUGCGCUUGGAAAAGAGACCCCGACGCAAAAGCCAUAAAUGCAUUUACCCUUAAGUGGUCGGACUUAGAUUUUUACGCGUUCCCUCCCUUUAGCAUGAUCGCAAGAGUACUCCAAAAAAUUAAGAACGAUAAAGCCUCGGGAAUAGUAGUUGUCCCCUUGUGGACGGGUCAGACGUGGUUUCCGGACACGUCACCAUCCGCUAGCAGCAAAACUUACCCUGGUUGCCGCCAGGCUAUCAGGGAAGCGCUAAAACACAGAGGAGCAUCUGAAGAUUCAAUAGGCAUAAUGCUAAGAGCAUGGGAGGAUUCGACAUUGAAACAAUACAACAGCACGUUAGCGCUAUGGUGGACGUUCAACAACGAGGGAAAGAUGGACCCACUAGAGGUGUCGGCGGCCAAGGUACUGGAAUUUCUAACAAAAAGAUACAAGGAAGGUGCUAAUUAUGGAACCUUGAACGCAGCAAGAUCGGCAUUGGCGACCAUUUCUGCUGAGGAUAUCGGAGCCAAUGGACUAAUCAGAAAAUUCAUCAGGGGAAGCUCAAAAUCAAGGCCAAGUAACCCGAGAUACGACGCGACAUGGGACGUCGACCCAGUACUAAGAAAAUUGGAGGAGUGGUUCCCAUUAGAGGCCUUACCGUUGAAACAACUCUCGUAUAAAUUAGUUCUGAUGAUGGCGCUAGGAACGGCGCAUAGAUUACAAACCUUAGCCUCAAUCCGGAUCUCGAACAUCCUCAAAUCCAACGGGGGAAUAGAAAUCAAGAUCCCCGAAAGAAUAAAGACAUCGAAACCAAGUAGAAAACAACCCCUCUUAAGACUUCCAUUCUUCAAGGAAAGACCAGGACUUUGUAUUGCUAGGACGUUACUACACUACCUCGAGGCCACCAAGAAGAUAAGGAAUAAUGAAGACAAGGUAUUUAUCUCCGUGAAAAAACCCCACAAUAAAGUAGGGGUGGAUACUUUGGGUAGAUGGAUUAGAUCGAGCCUCACGAUACUGGGAGUAGAUAAAAGUUUUACGGCACGUAGUACCAGACAUGCAUCGACAUCCAAAGCAUAUAAAAAAGGAGUAAGAAUCGAGGAAAUAAAACAAGUAGCAGGUUGGUCGCGGAGCUCAAAAGUGUUCACAGAAUUCUAUAAUAGACCCGUGACGAUCCAAGAAAAUUCCUUUGCAACAACGGUUAUGUUACCAUCAGAAUGA
Molecule: messenger RNA, 2940 nt
Organism: Vollenhovia emeryi
Lineage: Eukaryota; Metazoa; Arthropoda; Insecta; Hymenoptera; Formicidae
Exons: 2
Biological process (GO): DNA recombination; DNA integration
Molecular function (GO): DNA binding
Source: RefSeq, a predicted model, not a curated record